Sinocyclocheilus anshuiensis is the source of this 3401-nucleotide messenger RNA. Its product is annotated as long-chain-fatty-acid--CoA ligase 3-like. NCBI's taxonomy places the organism in Eukaryota, Metazoa, Chordata, Actinopteri, Cypriniformes, Cyprinidae. Gene Ontology annotation, cellular component: endoplasmic reticulum; plasma membrane; lipid droplet. Gene Ontology annotation, biological process: long-chain fatty-acyl-CoA metabolic process; neuron differentiation; long-chain fatty acid metabolic process. Bases 1247 to 3211 code for a protein of 654 amino acids. The transcript has 14 exons. Gene Ontology annotation, molecular function: long-chain fatty acid-CoA ligase activity. The record is from RefSeq and is a predicted model, not a curated record.
GUUUUUCAAAUGUUCAUGUAAUCAUUUCAGGGUCUCAUUUGCUAUCAUUAAGUUGUAUUAUAUAUCGUAUAUUGGCAUUUUAUAGACCACCCUGCUUUCUAGAAAUGCAAAGUGACCUGACCUGAUAAACUUCUGACUGCCUCCAAACCUCUGUUGUGAUGGAGUCUACAAUUGAAGAUUCAAGGAGAGCGCGUUUCUGCUGGGUAGAUGAUAUUUGAGAAUGUCUAUAUCCUGGAUUUUCAUUUUGACCUUCCUCUAAAGUAUCAAAAUCAAAGAAAAAAAGUCUGCAGCUUGUAUUUUUUUCCCAAGAAAAUGGGAAAAGGGUUGUUUCCUUCUUUGCUUUUUCUUGUACAAGAGUGUUGUGUUUAUCUGUAAAACGUGCAUCUUCCCAGAGGGGUUUAGGGGGGUUGCACUUGAGAAUUAUUGACCUAUUUCCAACAUUUAAGUUCAACACUGCUUAUUCUAUCAUAUGGGCCACUGGUAUAUCAGGUCAGUCUUUAUUUUGGGAUAUCAGAAAUUGGCCAAAUAUCCCUGUUUGUAUUUCAUGUUCUGGAUAUGCUCGUCCACCCCCCAUCUCUCCCCUCCUCAACACACACAUGUAUUCAUAAGCAUAUCCUCCUCUCAAACAGAACACUGUUUUAGUGUGAGCUUCAUCCUUCCAGAGCAACAAAGCCUGUCUUGUUUGUCGUCUGAGCUCACGGCGUUCACUGUCUGCCAGCCAUGCCCAGUUAAAUCACAAUGACCCUGUCAGAGACGGGUAGCGUAAGUUUGAGUCUAGAUAGCAUCAUUUCCUAAACCUAAAUCGGUCCGUGUUAUUUCAACAACUGUUUUUAACAACAAAAUUACUGGUAAAAACUACAUUACCCAUGAUUCUGCAAAAAAAAAAAAAUUCCACCAAUGAGGGAACUGAAAUGAGCAAAUCACACCAAAGAACUCUUUAGCGCCCACUCACUCCCAUGAAGCACAGUGAAUGGUGUGAACACUCUUUGCUGCUUGUAUUCCCCCACAGCUCAUCCUUAUUCCCAGGAGGCUUUGCACACCGUCAUAGCAGGAAGCAAGAGUGGGAAAAAGAAAUGGAACAGGAAGUUGCCCUCUUAGCCAGCAGGUUUGACAAAAGGCAGUAGUACGGCCAACAAGUACCAUCUAGACCUUAAAACACUUCAAGAACGCAGAAGAACUCUGUAAGACCUUCAGAAGAAGAGGAAUACUAUCACAUACUUGGAGGAAAGUAAAGAACAGCACAAAGAUGAAGUUGAAGGAGGACAUGUCUCCUCUCCUGCUGCAGGUCUUUCGAUCAGUCGUCUGGGUUUAUUCCGUCAUCACGUUCCUGCCCUGGUACCUGCUCUCCGGAGCCAGCGAGAGGCAGGCCUGUGCUAAACGGGUCAAAGCGCGCUCUGUAAGCGGGAGUCCGGCAGGGUCAUACCGGGCCGUGAACAGCCAGCAGAAAUUGGUGUCCCUGCUGCAUGAGGGUGUGGAUACUUUGGAUAAAGUAUUUGAAUACGCUGUAGUACACUUCCCUCAACGAGACUGCCUGGGCACUAGAGAGCUGCUGAGCGAGGAGGAUGAGAUACAGCCUAACGGCAAGGUCUUUAAAAAGGUGAUUCUGGGCGAUUAUAACUGGUUGUCGUAUGAAGACACUUUCCAUCUGUCUCAGAGGUUUGGUAGCGGGUUGGCUGCACUGGGCCAGAAGCCUCUUUGUAACAUCGCCAUUUUCUGCGAGACUCGUGCAGAAUGGAUCAUAGCGGCGCAGGCUUGCUUCAUGUACAACUUCCCCUUGGUGACUCUAUACUCUACAUUGGGAGGAGCAGCUAUAGCUCAUGGGCUAAAUGAGACUGAGGUUACACACAUCAUCACGAGCAAAGACCUGCUGCAGAGCCGCCUCAAGGCCAUUCUGAUGGAUGUGCCCAGACUGAAGCACAUUAUAGUGGUUGAUAAGAAGCCCAAGAGUUUGCCUGAUCUCCCCAGAGGCAUCAUGGUUCACAACGUGGCUGCUGUGCAAGAACUGGGAGCCAAACCUGAAAAUAUAAUGGUGUCCCGCAGACAGCCUGUCCCGUCUGAUAUCGCAGUGAUCAUGUACACCAGCGGCUCUACAGGCAUUCCUAAAGGAGUCAUGAUCUCCCAUAGCAACAUCAUCGCUGGCAUCACUGGCAUGGCUGAACGCAUUCCUAACCUGAAGUGUAUAAUGAAUGCUGCUUAUAAUAUUAGCAAAAUGAUUAUCUAUAAGAAUGUGAUGACUAAAGUUGAAGAGAUGAGCAGUGUGCAGAAAACUCUCUUUGUUCUGGCAUACAACUACAAGAUGGAGCAGAUCUCCAAAGGAUACAGCACGCCACUCUGUGACAGGCUUGUGUUCAAGAAGGUUCGCUCGUUGCUGGGCGGUAGCAUGCGUGUACUGUUGUCUGGCGGAGCUCCUUUAUCUGCAGCUACUCAGCGUUUUAUGAAUAUCUGCUUCUGCUGUCCUGUGGGACAGGGUUACGGCCUGACAGAAACCUGCGGAGCCGGGACCAUCAGCGAUUUGGCUGAUUACAGCACUGGACGUGUUGGAGCUCCUCUGGUGUGUUCAGAGAUCAUGCUAAAGGACUGGGUGGAAGGUGGCUAUUUCAGCACAGAUAAACCAAACCCACGAGGAGAGAUUCUGAUUGGUGGUCCCAACGUCACCAUGGGUUACUAUAAAAAUGAGCAGAAGAACCGAGAGGAUUUCUUUGUGGAUGUGAACGGCCAGCGCUGGUUCUGCACCGGGGAUAUCGGAGAAUUUCACUCUGAUGGCUGCCUCAAGAUUAUCGAUCGUAAGAAGGACCUGGUGAAGUUACAGGCUGGUGAAUAUGUGUCUUUGGGCAAAGUGGAGGCUGUGCUCAAAAACUGCCCACUCAUUGACAACAUCUGCGCUUAUGCCAACAGUGAGGAGUCUUAUGUGAUUGGGUUUGUGGUGCCCAAUCAGAAACAGUUAACUGCCCUUGCAGAGCAGAAGGGCAUCAGAGGAUCAUGGGAAGAGAUCUGCAACCAUGCAGAGAUGGAGAAAGAGGUUCUAUGUAUCAUCACAGACGCGGCUAUAACAGGUAAACUGGAACGCUUUGAGAUCCCAAAGAAAAUCCGUCUGAGCGCCGAACCCUGGACGCCCGAGACAGGCCUGGUUACUGACGCCUUCAAACUCAAACGCAAGGAACUAAAAACGCACUAUCAGGACGAUAUCGAGAGGAUGUACGGCGGCAAGUGAAUGAAGCCAGGCGGUGUUAUGUGGUGGUGGGGAGGGAGGGGGUUUUAGGACACACCAUAUACCACAAUGCCUAUAUACGAAAAAAACCAUCCCACAAUUCUCUGCCUUCCUGCUCCAUGUGAUGCUCUGCAAUCAAAACAGGGACACACUUGAAUUUUCGUUCAGUUAUGGUUUGAUGAGAGGGAAAGGA